GACACAUAUUUCAAUAUUUCGAAAAUACUCUGUACUAAAUAUUUUAUGGUGCUCUACAAAAAGCACUGUUGACUUUUAAAUUAGAAAAGGAGCAACAAAUGCUAGAAAAAUUGUUAUCACCGGUGAUUCUGCUGUAAUAGUGGGCUUCCUAUAUCUCGUGUCUCAGAAUUCUCACCAAAUUUUCCUGUCAGCACUUUUCUUAUUAUCCUAGGUUACGUUAUUUGGCCAAUUGUAAGGCACUUAAUGUUGCUGUUGCGGUUGUAACUGGUACAUGGCGAUGAGUGUCUACAUCAGUCUCCUGUGAGUUACUUGCUUGUGAGUCAGUUCUGGACCAAUCAGCCUAUUCUUGGCGCUCCGCUAAGAUUAAUUCCGGACGUGCAAAGCUGAGGACUAGUUGCUGAGGGGAAGACGGCAUGGGAGGAGGUCAUUCCAAACCUGAAUGCAACAACGACGAACGAAACACCAACACAGUAGCCCCAACACCUCCGUUCUCCUUCUGGGAGCGCACCAACAUACAGUAUUUGCUCUUGGCCUUUUUUGCCGGGGUCCUGAUCACGCUGCUGCUGUUGGCCCUUAUCUUCUUCGUCAUAAAGAGCUACAGGAAACGUCACUCUAGUCCCUGCGCCCUGGAUCCUCCCUUCGAUCCUCACUCUGGCCAAGAUUCUCCGGCCAAGCUUUCAUCCCCAGAGGAAACACUCACCUAUGCUAGCAUGACUUUCCAAAUCGCAGAAGAAAAGAAUCAUUACCUGACUGAGAAACAUUCUGCAGGCUUGGAUCCGGUUGUCUACUCUCAGAUCAAAGUGACAAACUCACCCGACCUUUCCAGUGAGGCUUGACGCCAGUCCCUCUUAUCUCAGCUCUGUCUUUAUAUAAUCACUUUCCCUUUGGACAAAUUUGGGACCACAGCCUGACCAGACUACAGUGGAGUUGUUGGGGUGUGAUCUGGCCAUGUUAGCCAGCAUGUUUGAAGACCAAGGGCCCAUCUUUCCCUUGGCCUGAGAAAAGAUUGCUGGCCCGGCCGCUUGAACGGACAGUCUGAUAGCCCCUCAAGGGCUGAGACUGCCUCGCUCGUCCCCUUUCAACGAGUGUGGUAGUACAGAGCUCAUGGCACAGAGUGUUCACUCAGGGCCGCUGAUCAGUUUGGGAGAAGUCAACCAACUGGGCAAGUUAGCAAGAAUUACAAAUAAAAGCAAACCCCCUGCAAAGCCGGCCCCUCCUGCAUCAUGCAUUUGUCUGUCCCGGUCACCUCCAAAGACGCAGAGCUCAUGCACAGCCAGAAGCCUAACAGAGGUGACGGGACUCUAGAUCAAGUUCAGGAUUGAUUGGGGCACAGGUCUCAAGCUCUGCACCAACUAGCUGCAUUCUUUUGGGUAAGUGUGUGAAACUUUUUUUUUUUUUUGAUUUUUUAAAAUGUUUAUUUUUGAAAGGGAGAGAGACAGAGCGUGAGCAGGGGAGGGGCAGAGAGAGAGGGAGACACAGAAUCCGAAGCAGGUUCCAAGCUCCGAGCUAUUGGCACAGAGCCCGACCUGGGGCUCGAACUCAUGAACCCUGAGAUCAUGACUUGAGCCCAUGUCGGAUGCUUAACGGACUGAGCCGCCCAAGUGCCCCAAGUGUGUUGUUAAACUUUUCAAAGCUUCAACUGCUUCAUCUUGAAAACAGAAUAAUACUUACCUCUUAGUGUGAGAAUAAGUGAGAUGGCAUCUACUUAGGUACUUCAUACGUUCCAGUUUUACAUAAAUACAAGGUCCCUGUUGUGUAAAGUGCUAUUCAAACCACCUUCUUGCUAUAGCAUAAAAGAUAUGCCAAGCAAUAUUACAUGGAACAAAGGAUUAAAUGUUAACUCCCCUAAAUCCUAAUGGAUAAUCCCAUAUAUAAUCCCAGUAAAAAUACCAAUAAGAUUAUUUUUCACUCAGUGAGGUUCCUGUAUAGAUAAUAAACAAGAAAGUAAAUCCAGGAAAAUCUAUACAAAGAAGCAAAUAAAAGUAAUCUGGGAAGGCUAGUCCUCACAGCUAACUAAAAGUAUUAUUUUAUCAAGCAUGACGGACUAAAACAUGUUCCUGGUUCAUGAAUAAACAAAUGGGAUAGAGUAAAAAGACUAAAAAAAGAUCAAAAUCCAUGAAGAAAUUUAGAGUAUGACGAAGAUAGCGUAUCCAGUCAUUUGGGGGAAAUUGGUUAAUUCAUAAACGGUGUUUAGACAGGUAGGUAGCCAUAUGGAUGAAAGUAAGACCAGAAUCCACACCUCCCUUCUUAAAUCAUAAUAAAUUCAAGAUACAUCAAAAAUUUAACUGUAAAAACAUUAUAAAAGUAUUAGAAGAAGGGCGCCUAGGUGGCUUGGUCAGUUGAGGGUCCGACUCUUGAUUUCAGCUCAGGACAUGAUCUCACGGUUCGUGGGCUCCGUGCUAACCGUGUGGAGGCUGCUUGGGAUUCUCUCUCUCCCUCUCUUUGCUCCUCCCCUGCUCGCACACAGGCGCACACUCUCUCUCUCUCUCAAAAUAAAUAAACAUUUAAAAAAAUUAAAGUAAUAAAUAAAAAAUUUUAAAGUACUAGAAGAAUAUAUAGGAGAGUUUUUAAAACAUAGUGGUGCAUGCCUCAAAUGUAUGACCUGGAACCAGUAAACCAGAAAAGACUGAUUAACUGGGCUUACAAAAUACUAUUCAAAAUGCCAAGCUUGGAAAAUAUUUGCAAAGCACCUUAUAGCCAAAAGGCUAAUUUUCUUAAUAUAUUAAGAGCUCCGGAAUAUAUUAGGGCUCCUAAUAUAUUAAGUCAACAGGGAAGAAAUCAGCAACUCAGGAGAAAAUAGAAGACCAAGGAUAGGUCUGUUGGUCACAGAAAAGGAAAUGUAGUGGCUUGUUUAAACAUGUGAAGAGGUACGCAAGUUUACUCGUAAUGAGAGAAACAGUAGUUAAAACUACAAUUAGAUCUUUUCUGUCAGUGAUGUUGGCGACCUUCAGAAAGUUUGCUAACAAACAGCUUGGGCAGGACUGUGGAGACCCAAGGCACACAUACAAUUGCUAUGGAGGCAAUUUGGCAAGAGCUGGUGACGUUUUAAAAUCUGCUGCUGCGAAGCGGGUGAUGGGCAUUGAGCAGGGCACCUGUUGGGAUGAGCACCGGGUGUUGUAUGGAAACCAAUCUGACUACAAAUUUUAUAUUAAAAAAAAAAAUCUAUUGCUGCGAA
This is a messenger RNA of Neofelis nebulosa (Clouded leopard), 3175 nucleotides long. It is a transcript of the gene C2H1orf162, whose product is annotated as chromosome 2 C1orf162 homolog. Lineage: Eukaryota; Metazoa; Chordata; Mammalia; Carnivora; Felidae. Bases 414 to 836 code for a protein of 140 amino acids. The record is from RefSeq and is a predicted model, not a curated record. The transcript is spliced from 7 exons.